GUGCUGAGCCUGUUGGCAUGGGGUACUUGUCGAGUGUUUACGAAGAGUGUUUCUCUUCGUUUUUAUUAAUACAGAUUGAAAUAGAACCCUUAUAUGCAUAUUUAGUUCUAUAAGUGCCGCAUUUAUUAGCGGAUAUACAUAGACUAAGAAACAAGUUAAUUAAAUAAAAUAUGGAUGUGGUGGACAAGCUCGUGGUUUCCGGUUCGUUUCGAGUUAUAAAAGAGCCACUUGGAUUGUUGCGUAUUCUCGAGUGGCUUUUUGCAAUAUUUGCAUUUGCAACAUGUGGUGGUUACUCUGGGGAACUCGAAGUCAGUGUGGAUUGUGCAAACAAGACAGAAAGUGACCUCAGCAUUGAAAUUGAAUUUACCUAUCCAUUCAGGUUACAUCAAGUAUAUUUUGAUGCUCCGACCUGCGAAGGUAAAAGACAUGAAAGACUGUUCCUGAUAGGAGAUUUUUCAUCUUCUGCAGAGUUCUUUGUCACCAUCGCAGUUUUUGCCUUCUUAUACUCACUGGCUGCUACAGUUGUUUACAUUUUUUUCCAGAAUAAAUACCGGGAAAACAAUAGAGGUCCACUGAUUGAUUUCAUUGUGACAGUGGUUUUCUCCUUCCUGUGGCUUGUCAGUUCAUCUGCUUGGGCAAAAGGUUUGUCUGAUGUGAAAGUAGCAACAGAUCCCAAUGAAAUCCUCCUUCUGAUGUCUGCGUGUAAACAGCAAUCCAACAAGUGCUUAUCCAUCCAUAGCCCUGUCAUGUCUGGACUAAACACUUCUGUGGUGUUUGGAUUUUUAAAUUUUAUUCUCUGGGCAGGAAAUAUCUGGUUUGUUUUCAAAGAGACUGGCUGGAAUACGGCAGGACAACGAUACCCUCAGAGCAGCAAUGAAAAGCAGCAAAGUGGCUUUAACAAGGCAUAUGUCCAAGGUGGAUAUGACCAAGAAAGUUCUGUGCAAACAGGUGCUUAUAAUCAACAAGCUAUGUAUGGACAGCAACCCAAUUAUGGCCCAGCAGGUUCAUAUGGCCAGCAGGCUUACAGCCAAGGAGGAUAUAACCCAAGUGGCCCAACUUCUUUUACUAAUCAAAUGUAAUUCAUAUACUCCCCUCAUUUUGGCAUGUUUGUGAUUAUGUACCUAGUUUCAGCAGCAAAAUAUUGCUUUCCUUGGGAAACAGUGUAUUAUAUAUCAUGUUCAUGUUAGCCAGCAACUGAAUAUGAAAGUGUUACCUCUCUUCAAAAUGCAGUAGUAAUAAGUUUGUGAAUUAAAUGUAAUGGAAUAAUGAUGACAAAAACUAAGUAUUACUGUAUGAAUUGUGUGAAUGAAAUAGUUAUGUCUACCAGUUUGCAUCCUACAAUCAGUGUUAUGUACCAUGCAUAGUAAUAUACUGACUAGCACUUUGUGAAACAAGUGUAAUCCUUUGUAUGAGUUUUAUUAUGCAUACCAUAUGUUAUGAGUUGUAUAUGUCCUCUGUUGUGUAUGACUUUAUGUUUCUGAACACUGCCCUCCUUUCAUAAGUUUUAGCAGUACAAGGUACAGGCAGCAACGCAGUGUUCAGUUUGGCAAAUAAAACUAGUUGUACAUUAACAUUUAUUAGCUGUUUUAAUGGAAUUACCAUGUUUUUAGCUAUUUAUUAAAAAGUUGUUCAGUCACAGUGCUGUAUACUGAGAAUAUUGUGUAAUAAAUACUGCAGUACUAAUGAUAUUUUAUCAUUUACAUAAAUUACAAUAACUAAUUAAGUACCAAAUGGCUGUUUUACUUUUUUGUACAAGUAAUGCAAAAUUAAUUCGCAUAAAACAUGUUUAUGUCCAGACAUCUGCUUUAAAAUUUAUUGGUAUAGUUAUUAAAUACUAAACACUUUCUAAAUAUUAAUUUCCAGUAACACCUUUUGCUGUGAGGACAUAUUAAAUGGUCUACUUGAAAAAAAAAUCAUAAAAUGUACUUUAUCACUGCCAGUUACAUUUGGUUAGUACAAACUAUGUUUGAAACCUGUAUAUUUAAUUUGUGCAAAUGUAUACAGUGUAUUUGAAGGGAAAACAAAUUAUAAGUCUUCAUGUUGUGAAAAUAGUGAAUAUAUCUCUAUGUGUAUGAAGAUAUUAUUGAAUAACAAAAUGAUUAGUGUACACCAUCCAUGCAUUUGCUGUACCACUAAUGUAGUAUACCAUGUAUAACAUCCUCAUUGAUGUGCAGUAUAAAUGAGAGUUCACCUCAGAUUCAUUAAUAAAACUUAAAAAAUGGAUGCAAGAAUGAA
Molecule: messenger RNA, 2235 nt
Organism: Protopterus annectens (West African lungfish)
Lineage: Eukaryota; Metazoa; Chordata; Ceratodontiformes; Protopteridae
Gene: SYNPR
Product: synaptoporin
Exons: 6
Coding region: 171-1079 (302 amino acids)
Cellular component (GO): synaptic vesicle membrane; synaptic vesicle
Source: RefSeq, a predicted model, not a curated record